This is a messenger RNA of Cyanistes caeruleus (blue tit), 359 nucleotides long. NCBI's taxonomy places the organism in Eukaryota, Metazoa, Chordata, Aves, Passeriformes, Paridae. The record is from RefSeq and is a predicted model, not a curated record.
AUGAGCAGAGAUAGCCAGGGCAGGAAAGGCCGCGGCAGGGGCAGUGUCGCCCGCACACUGCUCCACAGCACCCGUGCCACACACCAGCGCCAGGUUGAACUGAUUGAGAGGGAUGAGGUCAGCCUUCACAAGAAGCUACGCACUGAGGUGAUUCAGCUGGAGGACACCCUGGCACAAGUCCGCAAAGAAUACGAGAUGUUGAGGAUAGAGUUUGAACAGACACUUGCUGCCAAUGAGCAAGCAGGCCCAAUUAAUCGGGAGAUGCGUCACCUCAUCAGCAGCCUCCGAAUCACAACCACCAGCUGAAGGGAGAGGUGUUGAGAUACAAGCGCAAACUGAGAGAGGCCCAGUCUGACCUG